Symphalangus syndactylus (siamang) is the source of this 1031-nucleotide messenger RNA. RefSeq names its product small nuclear ribonucleoprotein polypeptides B and B1 (gene SNRPB). Gene Ontology annotation, cellular component: nuclear speck. Gene Ontology annotation, molecular function: RNA binding. NCBI's taxonomy places the organism in Eukaryota, Metazoa, Chordata, Mammalia, Primates, Hylobatidae. The record is from RefSeq and is a predicted model, not a curated record.
ACCGGAAGUAGAUUUUUACCCGACCGCAUUUUACUUGCUGCUGCACUUCCGGUAGCGGCGGCGGGAAAUCGGCUGCGGGAGAGAGGCUAGGCCUCUGAGGAGGCGAAUCCGGCGGGGAUCAGCGCCAUCAGAACCGCCACCAUGACGGUGGGCAAGAGCAGCAAGAUGCUGCAGCACAUUGACUACAGGAUGAGGUGCAUCCUGCAGGACGGCCGGAUCUUCAUUGGCACCUUCAAGGCUUUUGACAAGCACAUGAAUUUGAUCCUCUGUGACUGUGAUGAGUUCAGAAAGAUCAAGCCAAAGAACUCCAAACAAGCAGAAAGGGAAGAGAAGCGAGUCCUCGGUCUGGUGCUGCUUCGAGGGGAGAAUCUGGUUUCAAUGACAGUAGAGGGACCUCCUCCCAAAGACACUGGUAUUGCUCGAGUUCCACUUGCUGGAGCUGCCGGGGGCCCAGGGAUCGGCAGGGCUGCUGGCAGAGGAAUCCCAGCUGGGGUUCCCAUGCCCCAGGCUCCUGCAGGACUUGCUGGGCCAGUCCGUGGGGUUGGCGGGCCAUCCCAACAGGUUAUGACCCCACAAGGUAGAGGUACUGUUGCAGCCGCUGCAGCUGCUGCCACAGCCAGUAUUGCCGGGGCCCCGACCCAGUACCCACCUGGCCGUGGAGGUCCUCCCCCACCUAUGGGCCGAGGAGCACCCCCUCCAGGCAUGAUGGGCCCACCUCCUGGUAUGAGGCCUCCUAUGGGUCCCCCAAUGGGGAUCCCCCCUGGAAGAGGGACUCCAAUGGGCAUGCCCCCUCCGGGAAUGCGGCCUCCUCCCCCUGGGAUGCGAGGCCUUCUUUGACCCUUGGCCACAGAGUAUGGAAGUAGCUCCGCAGAGGGCCCCCUCCCCCGGGAAUGCGCCCACCAAGGCCCUAGACUCAUCUUGGCCCUCCUCAGCUCCCUGCCUGUUUCCCGUAAGGCUGUACAUAGUCCUUUUAUUUCCUUGUGGCCUAUAAAACUGGUUUAUAAUAAACUUAAGAGAACAUUGUAAUUGCA